AUGUGGGUGUUUAUCCUCGGCCUCUGUGUGGUGGCGCUUCUAUCUGUCGUUGGCGUGGCUCUCUGGGUCAAUCUCCGCAAGAACUCCCUCGUGCUAAAAGCCAGCGUCCUCGUGGCGGUGUUUAUCCCGCUUUCGAUCGUCGUGUUGUUGCCGACGGAUUGGGUCAACCACAACCGCCCCCAGCCGCUUGCCGGGCUCGAUGUCGGCGAAACCACCUACUUGUGGCUCUGGAGAAGCGCCUACUGGGUGACGUUCGCCCUUACCUGGCUUGUACUCCCCAUGGUGUUGGAGUUCUAUCGCAGUGGCCACUACCACCCGAUAGCGCGGAUAAAGGACGCGUUCCGGGCUAAUUUGAAGUUCCAGCUCAUGAUGCUUGGCUUGGGGAUAUUGUCGGCCGUGUACUUCAUGGCAGAGGUGGGAUUAACGCUCGGACACUUUAAACUGAUGGUAAUGGGCCUCACUCAUAUUUACUCGUUGGUGCUUACAUUAUGGCUCAUGGCACACUCACUAGUGCUGAUCCCUCGCCAGCUGUGGACGACGGCGCUGCCAGUACUGAGACUCAACUACUUAUACCAGCGAGUGGUGCCGUUGGUGGACAAAUUGGACGAUACCCGCACCGGGUUCCGCGACGACAUUUUGCGGGUGAUGAUGCUUGCCAACAACUUUGCCAACGAGCUCGAGUAUCGGGACUGGAUCUUGCUGCUUGAACGGCGGAUUCCCGAUGAGCUUAGGACCCAGUUGGAAAGGGAGUACCGCAGCGAAGAACCCCACUUGUUGGUGCCCUCAGUCGACGAAAACUAUAUGGUGAGCUUAACGCAAAAGUUUAACCGUCACCACGAUAAUUUGGUCGCCUACCAAUCGGAAUACACUAAGCUUUUGCUCGAUAUCACUCGCUUGGAAGACCUGUUGGGCCAUGAUCCUCAUUCAGUGGUGUACCGGUUUGCCACGCUGAACCCUAAACGCACCUACUACUGGACCGUCUACGGACGCCCCAACUUAAUGAGAGUGGUAGCCGUCGUUCUGGCGGUGCUCUCAGUGACCAUAUUGUUCCUGGAGAUGGUCCACCUGACCAAAGUGUCCCCCGUCAAUGUUGUGGUCACCCGCCUCGCCGGCUACGCCCAGUGGAUGAUGAUGAUCUUCGUGUACUGCUACAUGCUUGUGUGUGCGCUCUCGCUGCUUACCUCGGUCAAAGUGUUCAACGUCUACCAUUUAGUGCCGCACGACCUGGACCCGGUGCUGGCGCUGUGGUACGCGAUGUACGUGGCCCGGACGCUGUUCCCGCUCGCCUACAACUUUUUGGGGUUGCUCGUGCUGCGGACGCUGGUGUUCGAGCAGUGGUACGGCGCCCUGUUGGGGCUCACCGGCUUAUUCCUGGCGCUCAACGAGUGGUUGCCCCGGCUCAUUCUAGUGCCUAUUUUGAUGCUGGCGUUCAACGUGUACCACCGGGUGAAGAAGCGGGUGGGGUUCAUGGAGUGGUUUGACGACGACAGCGAUGCUGAGGCCGACGAGAACCGGUCGCUUGAACUGCCACGGGACACUCGCCACGAGCACGUGAUCGCCGAGGCCAAGCGGCUAGUGGAGCGGGAGAUGCACCGGCGCACUCGUACCACUGCCUAA
Diutina rugosa is the source of this 1617-nucleotide messenger RNA. Its product is annotated as LMBR1 domain-containing protein. The coding region runs from base 1 to 1617 and encodes 538 amino acids. The record is from RefSeq and is a predicted model, not a curated record. Gene Ontology annotation, cellular component: membrane. The transcript has a single exon. Lineage: Eukaryota; Fungi; Ascomycota; Pichiomycetes; Serinales; Debaryomycetaceae.